Bipolaris maydis ATCC 48331 is the source of this 352-nucleotide messenger RNA. The record is from RefSeq and is a predicted model, not a curated record. Lineage: Eukaryota; Fungi; Ascomycota; Dothideomycetes; Pleosporales; Pleosporaceae.
AGUCAUCUCUCACCAAUGUCCUUCACUCCCGGAGCAUCCGCGCCAAAUACUACUACUUCACUCUACGUCUACUCCGACCAUCAAUUCCAGCACGGAGCGCAAACCCCGACGCGCGCAUUGCUGUUGAGCAGCCUCGUUUUGUUUUGUGCUCGCUUGAUCCCUGAUGGUCAUCUCCCGGGUUUGGAACUGCUCCGAAACAUCGGCCCGUUUGCUGAGGCGGGUGGAUUGAUAGUGGGUUCUCUUGCCAACGGCUAUCCUUCCCACUCGCCUCUGUUGGCGACGAGAGGGUCCUGCGGGUAGAAUCGGAGAUAUGCCGCAAUGGAUUUUUUUCUCAGGGUCCUCAUGGCAUUCU